AACGCCGACCGACUCAGAGGGGGAGAAGCCGAGAAACCAGCCCCAGCCAGUUCAUAUCACAAGAAGACUUAGACACUUUUAAUAUCGUGAAAGGCUUGCGUCGCUGUAGUUUCCCUGUUAGUGAUGUCAACGGAGCUGAUAAAAGGAAAGAAGCACCGAUAAGAAAACGAGUGGAGAACCCCGUUACUCGGGGAUUAUCUCUUCGUCUCCUCUUCUCUGUCAGAACCGGUUGGAAAAAGGAACGUUACUGUAAAAAAAAAAAAAAUGGAGAAUCUGCACUCCCACUGCCUUAAAUGCAUUAACAGAAGAUGCAUGGUAAGAACAGAGGCCGGUGUUUGCUGCGACCUCAUCGGCUGCCCUCUUGUCUGCGGGGCGGUUUUUCACUCAUGCAAACUAGAGGAACACCGUCUGCUCUGUCCAUAUGAAAGGCUGCCAUGCCUCAACAGCGGGUUCGGCUGCCCGUUCACUAUCACGAGGAUCAAGAUGGCACAGCAUCUUGAGACGUGCCCAGCAAGUAUAGUGUGUUGUACCAUGGAGUGGAAUCGUUGGCCUGUGAGCUACUCUGACCGCAAGUCCUAUGAAAACUUGAGUAAAGACUUUGAUGAGGUGGAGCAGCUAGACAUGGCUUUGGCCCUGCAGGAUCAGAGGAUGUUAUUAGAGUCCCUGAAGGUUACAACCACUGUGUCAAAGAAUGGAGACAAGGAAGCAGAUGAAAGUGACAAGAUGGCCACAGCAUCAAGUCUACCAGAGACAAUAUUAGGUAAUGGAACUGUGGAAAUGGAAGACGAGCCCUAUAACGAGUUGUAUAGGGCCUCGGUGGAGACGAGCAGAAGUUUAGCAGUGGCCUUGGAUAUUCUCACUAGUUCCAAAGAUAUUGGUGUUAUGGUUGGAAAUCUAAAUGGGGAAAAGAAUGAUAAGAAUGGAGCACUCCAUAAUGGGGAAAAUGGUGAUAGUCAUAAUGUUUAUGUCGCUGAAGGUGUGAAAAAUGUAGAUAUGCAGGAGAGCGACUCUGAUUCAGAGUGUGAGCUUGGAGCAGUAGGUGGAGUGGACUGCGCUGUGGGAACAGAUGGAGGAGAAGACGGAAUUGGAUGGGUAGAAGAAAAUGAUUUUGUAGAGUUGUUUUUUGAAGAGAAGGAAGAAAGUAUCAGAGAGCCAAUAAAUGACUCUAACCGUGUCUGGCCAGAGAUGCCUCAGGAUUACAUGCCUGUUAUAGCACUGGAACCUCCUGUGCCUCAACAAGCACCACUUUCACCUCCGAUGCCAUUCCUGCUGUCUGAACAUGUGAGAAACAACUUCUUGCAACACUUACCUUCUGAACUCAGGUACAGGUGUUUGGAGCGUAAACUACAGAAUGUAGAAGUGCUCAGAGGAAUAAGUAUGUUUACAUUUAACGGACGCCGAGCUCUGCUGUCAGACCCUUACCUAUUUCGAGCAAAGAUGGAGGACAAGGCAGUUGACACAUCUGACCUGGAAGUAGCAGAUGACCCAAUGGGCCUUCAUGGCAUUGAUCUCAUCACUGCAGCUUUGCUCUUUUGCCUCGGCGACUCCCCAGGAGGCAGGGGAAUCUCAGACAGCAGGUUUGUUGACGGCUACCACAUUGAUUUUGGUACUCAGACAUUCUCCUUCCCUUCAGCCAUUCUCGCAACAAACACCAUGGUGGGAGAUAUCGCCUCAGCUUCGGCCUGUGAUCACGCCAGUCCACAGCUCUCUAACCCAAGCCCCUUCCACACUCUCAGGCUCGAUCUGGUGCUCGAAUGUGUUGCACGAUACCAAACAAAGCAGCGCUCCAUGUUCACAUUUGUGUGCGGGCAGCUGUUCCGGCGUGACGAGUUUUCGUCACAUUUCAAAAAUGUUCACGGGGACAUUCACGCUGGACUCAAUGGCUGGAUGGAGCAGCGCUGCCCCUUGGCCUACUACGGCUGCACCUACUCCCAAAGACGGUUCUGCCCAUCUGUUCAGGGUUUCAGAAUAAUCCAUGACAGGCACCUCGGCUCGUUUGGGGUUCAGCCUGGUUUGCCCUUAAAUACCGGGGACGGACGCCAAAGAAACGCCAGCCACUUCCGGUCUCAGUGCGACCAAUUCAGCAGUCUUCCAUUCGAGGUGUUACAACAUGUAGCAAGCUUCCUGGACAGCUUUAGCUUGUGCCAACUGUCCAGAGUGUCACGUACCAUGAGGGAUGUGUGUGCUAGUCUCCUCCAGAUGCGGGGCAUGGUUGUCCUGCUGUGGGAUAAGAAAAGACGAGCGGAUGGCUCUACAUCAUGGCAGAUCACUGACAAGGUUUGGCGAUUCAGCACAGCGUUCGGUACAGUGAAUGAGUGGAAGUUUGCCAACAUAGCCAGCAUGGCGGACCAUCUCAAGAAGUGCAAGUUCAACACAAUCUCUCGCCGUGAAGAGGCGAUCCCCCUGCCAUGCAUGUGCUUCACCAGAGAGCUCACAAAAGAGGGAAGGUGUUUACGCUCAGUCCUCAAACCAGUAGCAUAAGUGACAUUUAAAGAUGAAGUCAUCUUGUGGACAUUUUUGAGACCACUAGAACUCAAAAAAACGAGUAUUUUCCUCUCCAGUGUUUACAGACUUUAGUCUCUUCCAUCACAUAAAAGAGAGAAAAAAAAACCCGGAUCACAUACUUUAAACUGUUGGUUAAUCUUUGUCUCACCUUUAAAUACUCCGCACACCUAUAAUAAGAACAGCCAGUAGUCGGACAUGUCUUUUUCAGUGGACGUGGAUGUGCUGCGAUCGCACAUCGGGGCUGAAAACUAGCAAAUUAAAUCGUUAGCCUUGUAUCUUCCACUCUGAUGGACUCAUAAUACCAGUGUACUGAAGUUGUACUAUUCUACUCUGACUUUAUGUAAAUAAUCAGAUGUUUUGAUGUAGAAUUUUAUAUUUUUAUAUCAAAAUGACAGUACUGUGCUACGAUGGAGGUAAGAGUAGAGCCUUAACUUAUGAAAAACUUGAUUUUCUAGUCACGAGGUUGUCCAGAAGAUCUCACUGAGAUUUUGUGUAAAGCCUCCAGCUGGAACGGUUUACUGGUAUCUUGUUUUAUAUCUUAUCCUGAUACCAAGAAUGACCAUGUGUGCUCUGCUUAGAGCUCCUAGACUUUAUGGCUUUGUUGCUACAUUUUGAGACUGACCAAACACCUGUGGUAGCCCUGCACAAUGAAUGCCAAUUAUCAAGAUGAUCAUACUGUAUUCACUGUGGGUGUUGAGUUGUGUACACCAGCGUAAGCAUAUCACCAUCAUCAUGUUUGGUGUCCUGUUGUAUUGUGUUAGUGGUUUGGCAAAAUCACAGUAGUAUCUAAGGUGGUCCAUCUUCAUGACUAAUGGGCAGGCAUGUUAGUCAAAUGACAAAUAACACUAUUCACCAGCCAAAAGGCAAAACAUUUUAAGCUGUGGUUUGUCUGAUCUACCAGCUAUUGUUACAAGUAACCAGCAGUUUUGUAGGUUGUUUUCUAGUAAAAAUGUAGCAAGUAAAAUGAUGAAUGUAAUCAGUUAAUAAGAAUCCAUCAGUGAUUGUGGUUGGCAAGGAAACAGAAAGCUUGAUUUGCUUAAGAGUCGUUCCAAUUACAAGUAUUGGAAACGCCUCGUAUCCUGAUUAAGAUUAGGUAACUGGCAUCGUAAGAUAUCAGUCAGUGAACCACUCUAAAGGUUGUCCAAAACGACAGCAAUAAUAUUUAUCACGGCUGCUACUAGUAACCACUGUUUCAGAGUGGCAACAUAGAAGUGGUUUCCUUCAAAUUAUCAUGUGAUGAUGGCAAAGAGCAGAAGUGCAGUGGAAGUACAGAGAGAAAAAUAUCAGGAUUCAGUGUUUUUAUUGUAAAACAUUUUAAUAUUCCUUAACAAUAAAAAUAAACUCAGUUAAGGUAUUUAAAAUGGGCAAAAACUUGUGGAAUCAAACUGUUUCAUAUUCGAAAGGAGGGUUUCUCAAACACGAUUCAGUCAGGUUGAGCUAUGACCGAGCUGCUGCUAACGUUGGCUUAGAGGUAAAGAUUCCUCCAGUGUACUGAGACCAUAUAACAAUAAAAGAAAAUCGUAUCAUUUCCCUAAUGGGCUAGUAGAAAAUCACUAUUAAAUAUAAAAUUAAAAUAUUAUUUUCCAAGCACAGCUACUGGACGGGUACGUCGUCUCUGCGAAUCCUCAUCGAGGAGGACAAUAUGAUAUCAGGACAUUUCUAGUUACCCUCCAGUGUGAGAUUUCAUAAAAACCUGCAGGCCAGGUGUAAAGAAAAUAAGACUGGAUAUCCCUUUCUUUCCAAAAAACUGAACAUUACAUAUGUUCAAAUUCAUUAUCAGUGUUGUGUGUUUUUGGCACUACAUGCCCACUGCGUUCCAAUUUUUGGAGUCUCAGGGUUGUAGCAUGAAGCUUUGUCUGGCAGGAGAUUGUGUGUUGUUGACGCAAGAACUUGUCAGCGUCUUGAUAAUUACGGGGUCUUAGAACUGACCGGUGUACCACUCAGUAUUAUAAUUAUGUAACAGUGUGUGUUGCAGUGCUGGACUUACAAAUAACAUGUUUCAUGUUUGUUUUCCAUCAGUGAUGAUCCCUCAGGCAGUCAGGAGAAAAGCUGUUUGAUUAUUGCUCUUGAGUGAUCCGAUGUUUUUCCAAUCAAACAUUCAAUUUGGGUUAAGAAAUAAAAACACAACACUUUUUAGUCCAUUUGGAUGUGACAAUAGCUUCAAAUGUUUGUUUUUUUAAAAGGUUACAGAAAAGUAACUGAUAACUUGUAAGAAAAAAAGGGGACAUCCCUCCAAGUAAACUGUGUGUUUUUUGUUGUUUUUAUAUUUUUGAAGUACAAGUGAUGUUGGAACUAAGCUGUCUUUACUGAAGUCUCCAAUCCAUGUUUGGUUGAUAUGUGUUUUUUGUUUUUUUUGUACUUGUACUUUGAUUUUUAAAGCAAAAGAAUCGGCCUCUGUAUUGUCAGGAUUUGUGUUUGAAUUAUUGAUUUGCACAUGAAGGCAUGUACUGUAAAAGUUUAAAUCAUAACACUGAGGGCUUUUGUUUGCUCAAGUAGCGGGAAUUUGCCCCCCUACCCCCAUUGUUUUGCAUGUGAGUUUGAUAUCUUUGAAGAAAAAAAAACAACUAUCAGAUGCAGGUUCAUGCAGUUUAUUCCUCAGGCACAGUGCAUCAGUGUAGUUUCAUCAUCAGUUUACUGUUACAAUAAAAUUAAAAAAGUAUUGAUAUUCAGCCAGAUCUGAUCACACGCUCUUAUUGCUGGGUCUAAUGUAGAUUUGAGAGAAUGACAUGCAGAUAUUCUCUCUUUUGAGGGUCAUUCUACAUUAAGACAAAUCUUGUGGGUUUUAAAUCAUGUCAUUUUUACAGGCCCUUGGAUUGAAUCAACUUUCAUUAGCAUUUUAAGUUUUGUUUUCACUCCUGCUAUAAUGUAUUUCACCACUAUAUGCCCGCUUCAUUUGUUUGACUUUUGAAGCAUUUUAAUAAAGAGGCUCUGUUUGUAAA
This is a messenger RNA of Labrus mixtus (cuckoo wrasse), 5444 nucleotides long. It is a transcript of the gene fbxo30a, whose product is annotated as F-box protein 30a. NCBI's taxonomy places the organism in Eukaryota, Metazoa, Chordata, Actinopteri, Labriformes, Labridae. The coding region runs from base 265 to 2481 and encodes 738 amino acids. The record is from RefSeq and is a predicted model, not a curated record. Gene Ontology annotation, molecular function: protein binding; zinc ion binding; ubiquitin protein ligase activity. The transcript is spliced from 3 exons.